CAUUUUUUCCAGCAAAAUCGCUCCGUGCAUUUUCCCGGGAAAGUUCCUACAACCCAAACCGCUGAAGAAGCUUUGCUUCUGAACGAACUUUCUGCUUCACUUCCUCCCACCGUCCCAAUUCCCAGGUGAUUGAUUGCAAUGAAACUUGAUUCAGGCUAACAGGCUCGGGACGGUUGUCUUGCAGCAACCGCAUAAUCAUCAUGGGUUUUACUUCCUAGGUAAUGAAUUGGACCAUUUGGUGUCUGUCUUGUGACGGUCCUGGAUGUCAUGGAUAGUGCCUCAGGUCCUGCUUCAGAACUUCUUUCCCAGAUUGUGGAGGGAAUGGUUGAGAUCAUUGGUUCUGCCAAAGAAGUUUUCCUGAAAAAGUGCUGCUUUCAGGAGCUGGCCUUGUACCUGGAGAGGAUUGUUCCUGUCCUGAAAGAGUUGAAUGCAAAAGAUUUAGGUAGCUCUGAGGGCUUAACUAAUGCCAUUGAGAUUCUGAACCGGGAAGUCAAGGCUGCAAAGCGCCUGACUGCGGAUUGCGCCACAAGGAACAAGGUUUAUCUGCUGAUGAAUUCGAGAAACAUCACCAGGCAUUUACAGGACAUAUCGAGAGAAAUCAGCAGGGCUAUAGGUCUUCUUCCUAUGGCUACUCUGGAUCUCUCAUCUGGCAUUUUUGAGGACAUCACUGGCCUUUGUGAUGAAAUGCAAAGGGCCGAGUUCAAGGCAUCUGUAGCAGAAGAAGAGAUACUGGAGAGGAUUGAGUCGGGUAUACAGGAGCGAAAAGUGGACCGUUCUUAUGCCAACAGCUUACUUGCUCAAAUAGCUGAAACAGUAGGAAUUUCGAAUGAGCGGUUCGUGUUGAAGAAAGAACUUGAGGAAUUCAAGGACGAAAUUGAAAAUGCAAAACUUAGGAAGGAUCAGGCUGAAGCUAUACAGAUGGAUCAGAUCAUUGCUUUGCUAGAAAGAGCAGACGCUGCCUCGUCUCCUAAAGAGAAAGAAAGAAAAUACUUCACCAAGCGGAGGUCUUUGGGUAGCCAACCACUAGAACCACUUCAGUCAUUCUAUUGUCCAAUUACUAGAGAUGUUAUGGUUGACCCUGUUGAAACUUCUUCAGGCCAGACAUUUGAGAGAAGUGCCAUCGAGAAGUGGAUGGCUGAGGGGAACAAUUUGUGUCCUUUAACUAUUACCCCCCUAGACACAUCAGUUCUUCGUCCAAACAAAACGUUGAGGCAAUCAAUAGAAGAAUGGAAGGAUAGAAAUACAAUGAUCACAAUUGCUACCAUGAAGUCAAAACUCGAAUCUGAAGAAGAGGACGAAGUUCUUGGAUGUCUGGGACAGUUGGAAGAUCUGUGCUUACAGAAUGAUCAGCAUCGAGAAUGGAUGGUGCUGGAGAACUACAUUCCUGUUAUUAUUCAACUGCUCAGUUCAAAAAAUCGUGAUGUUCGUCAUAAUGCUCUUGACAUCCUCUGCAUUCUGGCAAAAGAUAGCGAUGACGCAAAGGAAAGAGUUGCACAUGCUAAUAAUGCGAUCGAGUUGAUUGUUCGAUCGCUUGGAAGGCGUACUGGGGAAAGGAAGUUGGCAGUGGCAUUGCUGUUAGAACUAUCAAAAUGCAAUAAAGUGAAGGACUCCAUUGGGAAGGUACAAGGUUGCAUUCUCCUAUUGGUGACCAUGUCAAGAAGUGAUGACAGUCAAGCUGCCGCAGAUGCAAAACAGCUACUGGACAAUCUCUCUUUCUCUGAUCAUAACAUCAUACAAAUGGCAAAAGCAAACUAUUUCAGACAUUUUCUGCUAAGACUAUCAACUGGGCCAGAUGAUGCAAAAUUCAUGAUGGCAUCAACUUUGGCCGAAACUGAGUUGACUGAUCACAAUAAGGCAUCUUUGUAUGAUGGAGGUGUACUCAGUCCCCUUCUUCACUUGGUCUCAAGUGAUGAUAUUCAUAUGAAAACAGUGGCAGUAAAAGCUAUCCGGAAUCUCUCAAGCUUACCUGAAAAUGGCCGAAAGAUGAUUGAACAAGGGAUAGUACGACCAUUGCUCGACAUUCUUUUCCGACACGGUUCAUCAUCGUCCUCAAAUUUGCGGGAACAGGUUGCAGUCACGAUUAUGCACCUUGCAAGAUCUACAGUGUCUCAGGAGGAAUCCAGCCCAGUUCCAGUUUCUUUGUUGGAAACUGAUGAAGAUACGUUCAUGCUUUUCUCUUUGGUGAACCUCACAGGGCCUGCAGUGCAACAAAGAAUUCUCCAAACCUUCCAAGCCUUGUGCCACUCCCCCUCAGCAUCAUAUAUCAAAAUCAAGUUGAUUGAGUCAUCCGCCGUGCAAGCGUUAGUUCAACUGUGUGAGCACGAGAACUCAGAUGUCCGAUCAAAUGCUCUGAAGCUGUUCUGUUACCUCGUAAAAGAUUGUGAAACAGAAAUUAUCAUGGAACACGUUGGCAAAGAGUAUAUAGACACCUUGGUGAAAAUCAUCCAGAAAUCAGAUGAUACCGAAGAAGCUGUUUCUGCAUUAGGCAUUAUCUCUCACCUCCCAGAAGAACCACAGAUCAUCACAGAAUGGCUUCAAGAUUCUGGUGCGCUUCGAGUAAUCUUCAAAUUUCUUCAAGACAAAACUAAGAAGAACGAUCCCCACAAAAAUCAGCUUGUUGAGAAUGCAGUGGGAGCCAUGCAUCGUUUCACUUUGCCAACUAACCUGGAACGGCAAAAGAAAGCAGCAGAAAUUGGGCUUAUUCCAGUGCUAGUGAAGUUACUGGACUCGGGAACUACUACCUUGACAAGGAAGUAUGCUGCCACUUGUCUAGCUCAAUUUUCACAGAGUUCAUUUUCCUUGAGCCAGCAAUUGACAAGGCACAAGGGAAUGCUGUGGUGCUUCUCGGCCCAGCACGAUCCCGGAUGCAUUGUCCAUGGGGGGAUCUGUACCGUCGAAUCGUCAUUCUGCCUCGUGGAGGCUGAUGCCAUACGGCCUCUAGUAAGAGUUCUCGAGGACCCCGACUUUGGAGUGUGUGAAGCCUCUUUAGAUGCACUCUUGACACUGAUUGAAGCUGAGAGACUACAAUGUGGUAGCAAAGUGCUGGCAGAAGCUGAUGCAAUUCCCUCCAUGAUAAGAUUCCUUAGUUCGUCUACAUCAUGCCCUAGCUUGCAGGAGAAGGCUUUGUGUGGCUUGGAAAGGAUUUUCCGGCUGCCGGAAUUCAAACUGAAGUACGGACAGUCUGCUCAAAUGCCUUUGGUUGACCUGACACAGAGAGGAAGCCACCACGUGAAGUCUCUCUCUGCCCGGAUCCUGGCUCACUUGAAUGUGCUCCAUGAUCAGUCAUCUUUCUUUUGAAACACCUAUUUAGCAGAACAAUACAGCCACAAUAGUCCAUUUGAUUUGAUUAUUAUUUGGUCUGAGAUGAUGAAAGGGCCAAACGAAAAUCUUGUCUCCUGUAGAGGGAAUGCAAAGCAAAUCCAGAUGAUCUUGUGGAUAGAGGGAUUGUAAUUAGAUUUACAUUUCUGCUAAUUUAUGGAAGACAAAAACAUGUUGUAGGGAUAUUCCCUAACAACUCAAUUGUAGAGUUUUUGUUGUAUUGUAAUGCAGGCAAAUAGUUCAUAUAUUUUUUAAAUCCACAUAUUUUGUUUCUUUUAGGGUAUGUAAGAGUGGUUGAAAGUGCUUGAUAGCCACUUAUUUUGUCAUAAUGGAAAG
Linum tenue is the source of this 3654-nucleotide messenger RNA. The record is from the annotation of a GenBank genome assembly. Lineage: Eukaryota; Viridiplantae; Streptophyta; Magnoliopsida; Malpighiales; Linaceae.